Molecule: messenger RNA, 1356 nt
Organism: Solanum tuberosum (potato)
Lineage: Eukaryota; Viridiplantae; Streptophyta; Magnoliopsida; Solanales; Solanaceae
Product: sugar transport protein 8-like
Exons: 5
Coding region: 1-1356 (451 amino acids)
Biological process (GO): monosaccharide transmembrane transport
Cellular component (GO): membrane
Molecular function (GO): monosaccharide transmembrane transporter activity
Source: RefSeq, a predicted model, not a curated record
AUGAAUAAUUCUAAGAUCACAUUAUAUGUGAUGUCUUGUUGGAUUUUUGCUGCUUUUGGUGGAUUGAUGUUUGGUUACGAUAUUGGUAUUUCAGGAGGAGUUUCUGCUAUGGAUGAUUUCUUGAUUAAAUUCUUUCCACAUGUUUAUCAAACAAAGUUACAUGCUAAAGAAAAUAACUAUUGCAAAUAUGAUAAUUGGCUUCUCCAACUCUUCACUUCAUCCUUAUACAUAUCGGCUCUUUUCGCGAGUUUUUUUGCUUCAAAAGCCGCUACUAAAUUAGGAAGAAAGAUAACUAUUUUGAUCGCGUCAAUUUUUUUCAUUGUUGGAGCGGUAUUGAGUGCUGUCGCGGAGAACAAGUUGAUGCUUAUUUUUGGUAGAAUUUUGUUUGGUGUUGGUGUUGGAUUCGGAAACGAGACUGUUCCGUUGUUUUUAACUGAAGUUGCACCAAUCCAACACAGAGGAGCUGUGAAUAUCAUGUUUCAAUUAUUUGUGACAAUAGGAAUAUUCAUAGCAAAUCUUGUUAACUAUGGAACUUCAAUGAUACAUCCAAAUGGUUGGAGAAUGUCACUUGGAUUUGCAGCUAUUCCCGCGGUGAUUCUGUUUAUUGGUAGUUUUGUGAUCACUGACACCCCUACGAGUCUAGUUGAGCGUGGUAAUGAGGAACAAGGGAAGUCCACGCUCAUGAAGAUUAGGGGUGUCAGUGAUGUUGAGGCUGAGUAUAAAGAAAUCGUGGCAGCGUGUGAACAAGCCAAGCAACAACCUUCAGAUCGUGUUUUCCGAUUAACUAACUGUUGGAUCGGGUUGAAAUUUGUACUGAGUGUUCCUGACAUCUUGGUGGUUGAUUUGAACGGUGAUGAUCGGAUUCGGAAGUUAGAAAGAUGGGUGUUCAUCUUGGCGGGCGUAGUUCUAGCCGCAACCGUUUUGACAGUAAUGAAGAUUUUUGUUGGAGAAAUUGUUUCAGAGAAGUUCUCUGUAUUGAUACAUAGAUUUGAUGGAGGAGAUUAUGGAGAGGAGAAACAAGCUGUUGAAGAUUAUGUGAAGAUGGUGAUCAAAUUUAUUUUGUUUGCUUUGCUAGCUUCCGCGUUACACCUGCCCAUUUUGGCCCUAACAGAAACAAGGACAACUGGUUUUGCAUUCGCGGUCAGCACAAACAUGCUCUUCACUUCUAUCAUUGCACAACUUUUCUUGACUAUGCUUUGCACUAUGAAAGCCUACAUUUUCUUCUUUUUUUCCGGAUGGAUCGUUGUCAUGGGAUUAUUCGUCUUCUUCUUCUUACCUGAAACGAAGGGAGUUCCGAUUGAUUCCAUGGUCGAAAGAGUGUGGAUGCAACACCCUAUUUGGAAGAGACUAUUCUAA